GGGAAUCAGCUGUUUUCCAAGAGGGCGCUGGGAUCGUCUAAGAUCGUCUAGGGUUCAAAAAAGAUGGACGACAACAAGCAAUAGAGGUUGGAACGCGCAGUACGACUUGUUGUGGUUGGGAUGUAGGUUUGGCCCGUUCCGCUUUGUCCCUGUACCUUUAAGGCUCCUCUUUGAUUAAGAAACUCAAUCCGCCCCGAGAUGAUGCCUCUGUGGAAGAAGGCAACGUCCCCGACGAUAGAGGAAGCGGCCAGGGAUAUUAUGAUCAAGCGCUCGCUCACAAAACAUCUCGCCAAGUGCGUGCACGACUUACAGCAACAGCUUAUCAACGCGGACGAUGUUGUCAUCGGUGGAGAGAACGUCUCGAACGUCUGCUUCUGCCUCGAGGCCAUCUUCAUCCACGGACUUAAGGACACUCUCGCCAAGAAGAUGUCGAGCGUGUUUAACAGUGGCAACGAAAAGAUACCGGACUUCUGGCCCGUGGCUAUGGUGUACUCGCACAAGAACGUCCUGGCGCACAUAAACAACCUGAGCCAGAUCACGACGGACGUGGGGCGCUGUCGAGCGUGGCUUCGACUGGCGCUCAAUGACUCCCUGCUUGUCAGCUACGUCGAAGCCAUGAUCCAGGACGGCAAGACGCUCCCCUGCUACUACCGCUCGACUGCCUACAUGUCCGAUCGCGAGCAGCCGGGCAUCCUCAAGCAGUUCCUGGAGGGAUUGGCGGGCUUCUCUUUCCAAGUGCCCGUCAACUGCGCCAUCCUGAACUGCUGGAAUCCGACCCCGCUGCAACUGGCAGGCCUCUGGAAGUUCGCGGACAGUGCGGAGCCCGUGAUGCCGGCCUUCGACGUGACCGAGUUCUUCCAGCACGAGGCCGGUCAGUCGAGGCGGUUGCGCAGCAAACUAUCCGUGACGGCGGCCAGGAAAGUGACCGCGUCUAUGGCCAUCCAGGCCGACGGGCCCGCGGCCGAGUCUCAGCACUCCGCAGCUUCGGGUCGCGGGGGUGGUGGUGUCGGAGUGGCCGAAGCGCCCUCGGCCAUCGCGACGGCGGGCAACGAGGCCGCGCAAACAAACCCUGACGCCCCUCUAGAGCAGCCCGGAGAGGGCUCCAAGGAAGAAGGGGCGCAGACCACGGUCUCCACGUCCGUCGGUAGCAGCAUCGGUUCGGCCCAAGUCCGCGAGCUGUUGCACGCGCUGCAGCUGGACGCGAACGAAGGCAGCGCCCAGCAGUCUGACCACACGGGAUCUCCUGCGUCGGUGCCGGACUUGGACGCCAUGGAGAGGUUCCCCGGGGAACCGCGGCGCUCCUUCGGCAACGUCCUCGACCCGAGCCAGGGCUGGUCUUCGCCGUUCGACGAAGACUAUGAAGACGUCGACCCCCCCGCGGGCGGGGAGAGGUCGGACGGCGGCUCCGAGGGCUCCCUGGACCCGCAGAGCUACGACUCGUUGGUGCUCAGCUACACGCAGAACAUCAACCAGAAGCUGAGCGGGACGCCCGAGAUGAGGGACCUCAUUUCUUCCGCCAUUAGAGGCUCAGGAAGCCAGGCAGCUCAAGAGGAUGCUGGUGCAGAGACAGAAGAGCGCAGCUCUACCACCGACUCCCUGGAUGAUCUGGCCGAUUUCGAGGUGGUUCCGUCCUCACGUGCCCCCGAUCCGCGGACAGCUCACCUGCUGUCCCUCCUCGGCAACAUUCAGCAAGAGAAGGGCUUGGACCAGCAGUGCUACGAGUGCCGCGGCUGCAGUGCCCCCAUAGGCAUGAUCUACGGGCCCUCGCACGUCUGCACCUAUGACGGCUACUCUUACUGCCCCGACUGCAUGCGCGAGGACAGCCACGUGAUCCCAGCCCGCAUGGUCCACAACUGGGACUUCCGGAAGCAUCCCGUGUCCGUCGAAGCCAAGGCCUUGCUCAAGAAGUACGAGUCGGAGCCCCUCUUAGACUUGCGUGCCCUCAACCCUUCGCUGUAUGCAGCUGUGCCCGAACUGGCCACCGUGCAGGUCCUGAGGUCUCAGCUGGGAUUCCUGCGGCCUUAUCUGCAGACGUGCUCCGAAUCGGCAUCGAGUGCACUCCGCAAGCUCAUCUGGCCUCGGGAGCAUCUGUAUGAGCACGUCCACCUCUACUCUGCUUUCGACCUGUUGCAGGUGCCAUCGGGUGCGCUGCAACGGACGCUGGAGAAGGCCAUCAAGUUUGCACGGGCACAUGUGUUGGCCUGUCAGCUGUGUGCAGCUAAGGGUUUUGUCUGCGAGAUUUGUCAGGACCCCGCUAUCAUCUACGCCUUUGACACUGCAGUCACAUACCACUGCGGAUCCUGUUUCGCUGUGUACCACCGCACUUGCAUUGAGAACAGUCGUUCGUGUCCCAAGUGUGAGCGCAGGCGUCAGCGCCAAGAGGCCUUAACAGACGACGAGGCAGCAGUGUCGCCGGCUACAAACACUGACACUGUCGUUUCGUGAGUGUUACCAGCUGGGACAGGAGCUGAUUGUCCAAAUUGUGUGAGAAUCUUAGCAGCAUGUACUGCUUGUUUUUAGAGAUGUUGAUUGUUUUUAAGUGCUCAGCUCCGUGUCUAAAUUCAUUUUAGCCAAAUGUUCGAGACAGAUUGGUUUUGAGUGCAACGACGUAAGAAUGCAUGGGCUGCACAGCAAGGAGAGUAUCCAUAUGCUACUGAGAUAGUCCAGUGAUAUAGCCAUUCAAGUGCUCUUCUUAAAUUGCUUUUAUAUACAUGUAUACAUACAAACUCUACACGUAAGAUGGGCAGACGUAUGCCAGGAUGAUGCUAUAUUGCUAAUAUAUUUUAAGGAACAGGG
This is a messenger RNA of Ixodes scapularis (black-legged tick), 2796 nucleotides long. RefSeq names its product pleckstrin homology domain-containing family M member 1. Lineage: Eukaryota; Metazoa; Arthropoda; Arachnida; Ixodida; Ixodidae. The record is from RefSeq and is a predicted model, not a curated record. The transcript has 2 exons. The coding region runs from base 199 to 2445 and encodes 748 amino acids.